Parnassius mnemosyne (clouded apollo) is the source of this 237-nucleotide messenger RNA. Lineage: Eukaryota; Metazoa; Arthropoda; Insecta; Lepidoptera; Papilionidae. The record is from the annotation of a GenBank genome assembly.
AUGGCAGAUACAGCAGUAGCUUCCGAAACUCCCGCUCCGGCGACUCCGGCGAAAAAACCGAAGGCCGCCGCUACUGCAGCAGGUGGUGCAAAGAAGCCCAAGGCGAAACCCACUCAUCCGAAGACUUCCGAAAUGGUCACCAGCGCAAUUAAAGAGCUGAAAGAGCGCAGUGGAUCAUCUUUGCAAGCGAUAAAAAAUAUAUUGCCGCUCAAUAUAAAGUCGACGCUGAAAAACUAG